Molecule: messenger RNA, 1566 nt
Organism: Cladophialophora psammophila CBS 110553
Lineage: Eukaryota; Fungi; Ascomycota; Eurotiomycetes; Chaetothyriales; Herpotrichiellaceae
Exons: 8
Coding region: 1-1566 (521 amino acids)
Molecular function (GO): acyltransferase activity
Source: RefSeq, a predicted model, not a curated record
AUGUCGCCUCAGAUUCCUAUCGUCGUCGGCGUUGGCGACUUCGUCAACCGUUCAACCUCCGUCGCCGAUGCACAAGAGCCAUUGACACUUAUUCUCAACUCCAUUGCCAUCGCGCUGGAAGACACCGGUCUCGCCCAAGACAAGAGACAGCAACUCCAAUCUGCCAUCGACAGCAUCGAGGUAGUCCGCACAUGGACUUGGCCAUAUGACGACCUACCGGGUGAUAUUGGCCGAAGACUAGGGGUCGAUGCACGGCAUAGAUUCUACAGUGACCACGGUGGCAAUAAGCCCGCCAAAUUGUUCGAUCAGGCAGCGAGGAGGAUUUCAGCCGGGCAGACGAAGGUCGCAGUCGUUACUGGUGGAGAGGCUUUGGCAUCGUUGACCGCGUGUGCUGCUACCAAAAAGUUGCCACCGCCAGGAUGGACCAAGACGAGGGAAAGAGUUGAUACUCCUUUUACUCCAACACGCAGAGAUCUGGGGAAAGAUAUUGGCGCGAUUCACUCAAUAGGAGCCCCCAUCCACAUUUAUCCACUCUUCGAGAACGCUUUCCGUGCGCACCGGGGCCAAUCAAUAGCGGAAAACCAUGACGAGUCGGCGCAGCUGUACGCCGAAUUCGCCCAGGUGGCAGAGAAACAGCCUUACGCUUGGAAUUACGGCAAGCCGGCAGCCACGAAGGAGGUCAUCGGGACGGUCACUAAGCGCAACCGCAUGAUUUGCUUCCCUUAUCCACUCCUUAUGAAUGCAUUCAACACCAUCAAUCUGGCUGGUGCAUGUAUUUUGACAUCGACGGUGUAUGCCGAAGAACUGGGCAUUCCAAAGGAAAAGUGGAUAUACGCCCUCGGCGGCGCCGGGACGCAGGAUAGCAAUCAUUUUUGGGAACGACCAAACUAUUUUACGAGUCCGUCAAUCGAACGUUCCAUCGAUGCAGCUCUACGUGUAUCGGGUCUCACCAAGGAAGACAUCGACCUUUUCGACUUCUAUUCAUGUUUCCCAAUCGUCCCGAAAAUAGCCGCUUCACAUCUGAACCUGCCGAUAACGCAUGGGACGAAACCGAUAACUCUCCUCGGAGGGCUGACCAGCUUCGGAGGUGCAGGGAACAACUACUCCAUGCAUGCAAUAACAGAAAUGACACGGCAAUUGCGCAAAGGGAAAGGUCGACACGGCCUAAUCCUUGCGAACGGCGGUGUCAUGACCUACCAGCAUGUGCUAUGCCUAUCGACGACGCGUCGGCGAGGCGGGUUUCCAUACCCUGACAGAGACCCGUUGCCGGAGUUUGUGACCGACCUUCCCGUCCCCAAGGUCGAUGCAAAGGUCGAAGGAGAACACGAAGCUGUUAUAGAGACAUACACGGUUGAAUUCAAUCGCGACAACACGCCCCUUCGAGCAUACAUCGUCGGCAGGCUGAAGAGCACCGAUCACCGGUUCAUCGCCAAUCACGCCGACGAGGAGACGUUAGAGCAGCUUUCGUCCGGACCGGACGAGAAGAUCGGAAGGACGGGCCGGGUCCGUAAUGAUGGGAAGAGGAACCUGUUCACGCUGAAGAAGGAGACAUUGGGAAAGUUGUAG